AUGAGAGCCUAUCAAUUAUCACAACUUGUCAAGGGCCCCGACGACCUACGUGUCGUCGAGAUCCCAGACUUCAAGCCUCACCCGACCAAAUACCUGAUCAAGAUCCACGCCGCCGCCAUCAACUUCUUCGACAACCUCCAGAUCCAAGGCAAGCAUCAACAAAAACCACCCUUUCCAUGGAUCGCUGGGAAUGAGUUCUCCGGUGAAAUCUUGGCCGUGCCGACCGAGAGCACCGGCAAGACUCUCAAGUUCAAGAAAGGCGACCGCGUCUUUGGUGCCGGACUCGGUGCAUUUGCCACCAUGAUUCUUGCUCCAGAGGUGGAUCUGCGACCUGUUCCCAAGGGCUGGAGUUAUGUCGAGGCCAGUAGCCUGUUCUACACGGCGCCCACGGCGUAUGCGGCGCUGAUUCUGAGAGCCCAGGCCAAGAAAGGCGACUAUGUUCUCGUCCAUGGAGCCGGCGGAGGAGUGGGCCUCGCUGCCGUCACCAUUGCCAACGCGUUGGGCAUGAAGGUCAUUGCUUCGGCCGACACAGAGAAGAAACGCGAGAUCGCCAAGCGCUUUGGCGCUCACUACGUCGUUGAUGCCAAAGGGGACUGGGCCACUGCAGCAAAGAACGUCACGCCCGACAAACGAGGUGUCGAUGUCGUUUUGGAUCCUCUCGGCGUCAUCUCUCAGUCAUUGAAAUGCAUUCGCUGGGAUGGUCGCUUGACCGUCAUUGGCUUUGCUGCGGGUGAGAUCGAGAAGAUCCCUACCAACCGACUCUUGUUGAAGAACGUCAGCCUCUCAGGCUUGUUCUGGGGUGAGUAUGCAAACCAAGACCCGGCAAGUGUCGUCCUGGUCUGGGACACCCUCCUCAAGGUCAUCGACCAGGGAGGUAUCAAACCUCUGCAGUAUACCGAGAAGGAAUUUACCGGCUUGGAACAGAUUCCCGCUGCAUUGAAGCUUCUGAGCACUGGAACUGCCUGGGGAAAGAUUGUGGUUGACGUUAGUGAGAAUGGCAAGAGUAAGCUGUGA
Molecule: messenger RNA, 1014 nt
Organism: Exophiala mesophila
Lineage: Eukaryota; Fungi; Ascomycota; Eurotiomycetes; Chaetothyriales; Herpotrichiellaceae
Exons: 2
Coding region: 1-1014 (337 amino acids)
Cellular component (GO): mitochondrion
Molecular function (GO): oxidoreductase activity
Source: RefSeq, a predicted model, not a curated record